AUGCGGCGAUGGCCCAUCAUUGCGAAGAGAAUCCUACCGAGACGCAAGAUGCGGACGGAUCUCUCAUCGAUGUCAUCAAUUGCGUUUGAAGAAUGUUUUUUGCUUCAACACGAGUUAUCCAGUGGGCCAAAUCUUUUUUUUAUUGGCGGUGAUGGUUCAUUUUUGACUCCUUCAAACUGUUAUUAUCCUUUUAUCGUUGCUACGCUACAUCAAAGUAAGUAUUCUUCUGACACUGUGGAGUUUCUUUGGCCUUUAUUGAUAUUGACGCUACACACUACCGAUGUUUCUCUUAGUUUAUCAGAGGCACAUCUUUUUAGUGGUACUUCUGUUAUGGGAUACCAUUGUGCUCGAAGUGUUGUUGAUAGACUUAAAAGACUUUCUUCAACGAUGUCUUUCCACGAGGAUUUUACAUGCAUGCGGUUGGUGAUGUCGCUUGUGGCUUCCCCUUUAUGUUUGGAUGACUCCCUUUUGGUUGAAAUAAGAAAUUUUCAUCGCCCCAUUCCGGGCUAUAUUUUGCGGUUGAUAUUGUCGUUGUCUGCCACCCCCUCCAUUCUUGAUUAUAUCAUGGAUUGCGAGUUGAGAAAAUACUCUGGAAAAGGCAUUGGUCCCGGUCCUUUUUUUGACUGCUUGAGUGGGCUCUUGUGCAAUGAUCAUUUCUUUUCGUCUGUUCACUUCCAAGAAAUGCAUGCCAUUGCGAUGAAUAUCGUAAAUAACAUUGGUCCAUCCUUUGACUUUUUAUCAAUUCAAUGGACACCUUUACUGAGCAAGUUAAGUCGUGUUUAUAUGCGGCAAUACGAAGGGGAGUCUCUUGCCAUUUUGCACUUUAAACUUCUUGAAAUGGUACCUGCUUUGGAAACUAAAAUGCCACUGGCGUAUCUUGUUAGAGUUUUAGGUAGCCUGGUCGACGUAUGCGCAGAGAAGGAAGAUACGCGUAGUCUGUGGCGCACAAUAAUUGACGUAGCAUCCCUUGCUGUACGACUUCAUGGCAACUCACAGGGAGGCCUUCAAUCUAUAUGGAGGCCAUUCUUUAAAGCGGCUGUGACGUCCAAACCAACUUAUUUGAAUUACGAACGAGUUCUCGAAGCUUAUCAUGUUUGUGCAUUUCAAGGGAAUCCAUUAACAUUGGAUAGAGCGGCCUUUUCUCAGGUUGUUCGUUUUUUGGUUGGCUCUAUAAACCAUCUUUCUCUGGAGGAGACAUCUGCUUCCAUGCGUAAUUUUUAUUGUUUUUUGAAGGAGCAUCCAAGUGUCAAUUUUUUGUGGGUCUUGGACAGUCUUCUAAGCUUAUUGAGUGAAAUAUGGAAAAUUCAUGGGGAAAUUGCAUCCGUUAUUGUACAGGAAUUUAUUAAGGCCCUCCAAGAUGAUUAUUUCCCUUCCAUGCGUUUGAGUGGGGUGCAACUUUGUGAUAAUCCACAAAUCCGUCCUUUGCUAGAAAAGUUUUGCGUUGUAAAUAAGACGGAGUUUUGGUGGGAAUGCGGUUGUGGAACGCAAAUUCCGGCUUCUGCAAAAAAGUGUUUAAUGUGCUUGCGAAAACGCAAUGCGGCUUGGACCUGUGUUACAUGUGGGGCGGAGUACAGAGGUACAGAUGUAGAAAAGAGUUGUAUAUGCGGUUCAGAAAAUCCACGACGACUCAAAGCAGCUAGCAUGGGUCUUGAAUUGUGUAUGAACUGUGGUGAUGUAGUAUUAUCUUCUAGUGGGUGCAUCAAAUGUGGGAAUAAAUAUUGUGAGGAAAUUGCAUCAAGGGAGUGCUCUUUUUGUGGAAAAUCAUACAGUCAACGAGCAGUCUGUUGUCCGUUAUGCUAUGCGGCGAAUGAAGACAAGAAACCCCUUUUAUGGCGUUGUGAUGAAUGUGAGGAGUAUAAUCACUGGACAUGGUCCAAAUGCCAACGGUGUCCUGGAAGACGAAGAGUUGGCUGCAUCGUUACACCACUGGAGCCGUGGGUAUGUGGAUGUCGUAGGCGAAAUCAUCCUUGCAUCACUGGCUGUGAAACAUGCUCCCGUGCCAUUUAUGGUGCAUAUACGUGCAAUUUCUGCAAAUCUGUCUCAAUUAAACAUUCAGUUUUCUAUUUGACUCUACAAUCCAUAAAGAUGCGUGUGAUUGCGUGUCAACAUUGUGGUCAUAUUCACCCACGGGAUCAAAACGUUCUUUGCUCUCCAUACCUUCAACGUCAAUGUCAUCAGUGCGGAAAAAAAUACCUUCGAUCGAAUCUGCCUUUGGAUAGCCACUGUGAGUUUUGUAAUGCAUUUCUUUGUUACAAUGAACUGAAUCCUUUUAAGUGUAAUUCUUGUGAAUCUAAAAUCCUACAGACCGGCUUUCACUGUGUCUCUUGUUUGACCCCACGAUCAGACUUACAGUUUGAUGAUGUUUACGUCUGGAAGUGCAGUCAAGAAAUCUUGUCUCAGAGAGCGCUUGUAAGUUCCCAUGUCUGCGGCCAUUGGAAUUAUAGUUGGCUGAGUCAGUGUCGUUUUUGUGGUGGGGGGCGUGCGCAAAGUGUGUAUGAGAGCAGAGUACGGUGUUCUUCAUGGGUAUGCACUGAAUGUCUUCAUCAGAAUUUACCCACAGAUGUUUUUUUCUGUUCACGAUGUAACACAGGGCUUCAGUUGGUAGAGAACUGUUUCAUUUGCGGUGUCCCUCACCUAAAUUUGACAUGUGCCCCAAAUAUUUUGGUUGAUACAUUAUGA
Molecule: messenger RNA, 2679 nt
Organism: Trypanosoma cruzi
Lineage: Eukaryota; Euglenozoa; Kinetoplastea; Trypanosomatida; Trypanosomatidae
Exons: 1
Coding region: 1-2679 (892 amino acids)
Source: RefSeq, a predicted model, not a curated record